Naumovozyma castellii is the source of this 5880-nucleotide messenger RNA. It is a transcript of the gene SLH1, whose product is annotated as RNA helicase. The transcript has a single exon. The record is from RefSeq and is a predicted model, not a curated record. Lineage: Eukaryota; Fungi; Ascomycota; Saccharomycetes; Saccharomycetales; Saccharomycetaceae. The coding region runs from base 1 to 5880 and encodes 1959 amino acids.
AUGUCAACAUCUUACUCGAUUACCUCGGCUGGAUCUUAUAUGCAGGCCAUGCAAUCCAUGGUGCAGGCAGCUGAAACUUUCAAGUUAGACAAAACCAAGAUUAAUAUUCCUGAGAUUGACAAUGAGUUCAAGACUAAGAAAACUGACAAGGCUGUAGAUACCAAGGAUGAUCUGACUGUGUUGUCCCAAGAUCGAAAUAAUUGGGAUGAUAUAUAUGAUGAUUUCAAUGAUAUAUCUUUUGAAAAAUUACAAGAAGUAGUAGAUUCCUAUAAGAAAGGUAACACUGACUCAAUUUACAAGAAACUUUAUUUAUUGGCAGCUUCCAGCACAAGUUCAUUAUCCACCGAUUCGCUGCUUGAGUCUGCCUUACAAUUAACCUACAACUAUGAAAAAGGGGAACUAGCUAAGGAAUUAUUGGAUCUUGUCGGCACUGAAAAUAUCGAAUUAUUAUCGUUUCUGCUAGAAAAUCGUAAUCAGAUUGUUUCUCAACCAAUAGAAGAAGUGUUAAGACUAAUAAAAACAUCUAAUGAGGGCUCAUCAGGUUUGUUAAGUCAGCAAGAUAUUAGGAAUCAAGUAUUACAAAAUGCUCAAAUGGCUAAGAACCAAAAAUUAGAUCCAGCUGAAAAAGUAAUUAAAUACCCACAUGUCUUUAGAAAAUACGAGGCAGCUGGUUCUUCCUCUCUAUCAUUUUCUGGUCAAAAAUUUACCUUACCAUUAGGGACAACAAGGCAAUCAUAUCAAACGUUUGAAGAAAUUAUAAUUCCGGCGGCUGAUCCAUCCUCUAGUAAAAAGAGUUUUUAUACAAAGCUUAUAAAGAUUUCUGACCUAGAUCAUUUUUGCAGAGCUGUGUUUAAAUAUGAAACCUUAAAUCAGAUUCAAUCACUAGUGUAUCCUGUUGCAUAUACCACAAAUGAAAAUAUGCUAAUUUGUGCCCCAACUGGUGCAGGUAAAACUGAUGUCGCCUUGCUGAGUGUUUUGAACACAAUUAAACAAUAUUCUACUCUUGAUUAUGAGGGAGAAUUGGACAUUCAAUAUGACGAUUUUAAGGUCAUAUACGUCGCCCCUUUGAAGGCCCUUGCAGCAGAAAUUGUGAGUAAAUUCAGUGAGAAACUAUCAGUUUUCAAUAUCAGAGUAAGAGAAUUGACGGGGGAUAUGCAAUUAACUAAGUCAGAAAUCCUGGAAACACAGGUUAUUGUUACAACUCCUGAGAAAUGGGAUGUGGUGACUCGUAAGGCCAAUGGUGAUAAUGAUUUAGUUUCUAAGGUCAAAUUACUCAUUAUCGAUGAAGUGCACUUGUUACACGAAGACCGUGGUUCUGUUAUUGAGACUUUAGUAGCGCGUACUUUGAGACAAGUGGAAAGUUCCCAAUCAAUGAUCCGUAUUGUUGGUUUAUCAGCAACGCUACCGAACUUUAUGGAUGUCGCCGAUUUCUUAGGUGUGAAUAGACAGGUUGGUAUGUUUUAUUUUGAUCAAUCAUUCCGUCCCAAACCUUUAGAACAACAACUCUUGGGUUGUAGAGGGAAGGAUGGAAGUAAACAAUGCAAAGAAAAUAUUGACAAAACUGCAUAUGAUAAGCUUUUAGAAAUGAUUGAACGUGGAUAUCAGGUAAUGGUAUUUGUUCAUGCGAGAAAAGAAACUGUAAAAAGUGCAAGAACAUUCAUUAAGAUGGCACAAUCAAAUAACGAACUUGACUUCUUUGCCCCUGAUCCAUCAACAAAGGACAGAUAUUCUAAACAAUUAGCUAAGAAUCGGGAUAAAGAUCUGAAGGAAAUUUUCCAAUUUGGUUUUGGUGUUCAUCAUGCAGGUAUGUCCCGUUCUGAUAGAAAUCUAACUGAAAAAAUGUUUAAGGACGGUGCUAUCAAAGUACUUUGUUGUACAGCAACACUUGCCUGGGGGGUGAAUUUACCCGCAGAUUGUGUUAUUAUUAAAGGAACUCAAGUCUAUGAUGCCAAGAAGGGUGGAUUCAUCGAUUUAGGUAUUUCUGAUGUCAUUCAAAUCUUUGGUCGUGCAGGAAGACCAGGUUUUGGCUCAGCCAAUGGUACAGGUAUACUUUGUACAUCAAGUGAGCGUUUAGAUCAUUAUGUCUCUUUGAUAACCCAACAGCAUCCAAUAGAAUCAAAAUUUGGUGCCAAAUUGGUUGAUAAUCUAAAUGCAGAAAUAUCUUUAGGUACAGUCACAAAUGUAGAAGAAGCAGUCCAAUGGUUAGGUUACACGUACAUGUUUGUAAGGAUGAGAAAAAACCCUUUUACGUAUGGUAUCGAAUGGGAUGAGGUGGCAACUGAUCCUCAAUUGUAUGAACGUCGGAAAAAGAUGAUUGUUACUGCUGCAAGAAGAUUACAUGCUCUCCAAAUGAUAGUUUUUGACGAAAUAUCCAUGCAUUUUAUUGCUAAGGACUUAGGGAGGGUUUCCUCUGAUUUCUACUUACUAAAUGAAUCUGUUGAAAUUUUUAACCAAAUGUGUGAUCCACGAGCUACUGAAGCGGAUGUGCUAUCUAUGAUAAGUAUGAGUAGUGAAUUUGAUGGAAUUAAAUUUAGAGAGGAAGAAUCGUCCGAGUUAACAAAAUUAGUCGAUACUGCUGUUCAAUGUCAGAUAGGUGGCGCUCUGGAUACUCCACAAGGGAAAACCAACGUUCUAUUACAAGCCUAUAUUUCACAAAGUAGAAUAUUCGACUCCGCUCUUUCAUCCGAUGCUAAUUAUGUUGCUCAAAAUUCCGUUAGAAUAUGUCGUGCAUUAUUUUUAAUAGGUGUCAACAGAAGAUGGGGAAAUUUUGCGAAGGUUAUGUUGGAUAUUUGCAAAUCAAUUGAUAAGAGAUUAUGGGCUUUUGACAAUCCAUUAUGUCAAUUUGACUUGCCAGAUAACAUUCUUCAUCAAUUAAGAACAAAGAACCCCUCAAUGGAACACUUGUUAGAAUUAGAACCUGAAGAAAUUGGAGAAUUAGUUCACAAUAAAAAGAUGGGUGGGAGAAUCUACAGUCUCUUAAGCCGAUUCCCUAAGAUACAGAUUGAUGCCGAAAUUUUCCCUAUUUCAUCAAAUGUUAUGAGAAUUCAUGUAACUCUGCAUCCAGACUUCACAUGGGAUGGUAGAAUACAUGGUGAAGCUCAAUUUUUUUGGGUAUUAGUUGAAGAAUCAGAUAAGUCACAAAUUCUUCAUUUUGAGAAAUUCAUCUUGAACAGAAAACAUCUUAAGAAUUCCCAUGAAAUGGAUUUCAUGAUCCCACUGUCAGAUCCACUACCACCCCAGGUUGUGGUUAAAGUGAUUUCAGACACAUGGAUUGGAUGCGAGUCAGUUCAUGCCAUAUCUUUUCAACAUUUAAUAAAACCCUAUAAUGAGACAUUACAAACCAAAUUACAAAGGUUGAGACCGUUACCAACAAAUGCUCUUCACAACCCAUUGGUUGAAUCGAUUUAUCCAUUCAAAUAUUUCAACCCAAUGCAAACAAUGACGUUCCAUACAUUAUAUAACACCAAUGAAAAUGUCUUUGUAGGGUCACCAACUGGAUCUGGGAAAACUGUUGUUGCAGAAUUGGCCAUUUGGCAUGCUUUUAGAGAUUACCCAGGUAAAAAGAUCGUCUACAUUGCACCAAUGAAAGCUUUGGUUAGGGAAAGAGUGGAUGAUUGGAGGAAGAGAAUCACACCGGUAACAGGUGAUAAAGUUGUUGAAUUAACGGGUGAUUCUUUACCUGAUCCUCGUGAUGUUCGUGAUGCAACUAUUAUAAUUACUACUCCAGAAAAAUUUGAUGGUAUUUCUCGUAAUUGGCAGACUCGUAAAUUUGUUCAAGAUAUAUCCCUAGUCAUCAUGGAUGAAAUUCACUUAUUGGCAAGUGAUCGUGGUCCUAUCCUGGAAAUGAUUGUUAGUCGUAUGAACUAUAUUGCGUCCCAAACAAACAAACCCAUUCGUUUGUUAGGUAUGUCUACUGCUGUAUCUAAUGCUCAUGAUAUGGCUAGUUGGUUAGGGGUUAAGAAUAACGGGUUAUAUAAUUUCUCAUCAAGUGUCCGUCCUGUUCCAUUGAAGAUGUAUAUUGAUGGAUUCCCUGACAAUCUUGCCUUUUGUCCUUUGAUGAAGACAAUGAACAAACCUGCAUUUAUGGCCAUUAAGCAACAUUCGCCCAAUAAGCCUGCGUUGAUCUUUGUGGCGUCACGUAGACAAACUAGAUUAACUGCGCUGGACCUGAUCCACUUGUGUGGUAUGGAAGAUAAUCCAAGAAGAUUUUUGAAUAUUGAUGAUGAAGAAGAGCUAAGAUAUUAUAUUUCUCAAGUUAGUGAUGAUACGCUAAAAUUAUCACUACAAUUUGGUAUUGGUUUGCAUCAUGCCGGUUUGGUUGAGAAAGAUCGUUCAAUUUCUCACAAAUUAUUUGAGAAAAACAAAAUUCAAAUUUUAAUUGCAACAUCGACAUUAGCUUGGGGUGUUAAUUUACCUGCCCACUUAGUGGUUAUUAAAGGUACACAAUUUUUUGAUCGUAAAAUCGGGGGAUAUAAGGAUAUGGAUUUAACUGAUAUUUUACAAAUGAUGGGUAGAGCAGGUAGACCUGCCUAUGAUACAACCGGUACUGCUAUUGUGUAUACUAGAGAUUCAAAGAAGAUGUUUUAUAAGCAUUUCUUAAAUGUUGGAUUCCCUGUGGAAUCUUCUUUGCAUAAAGUAUUGGAUGAUCAUUUGGGUGCAGAAAUAACAUCGGGAACCAUCACAACCAAACAAGAAGCUCUCGAUUUCUUGCACUGGACAUUUUUCUUCCGGAGAGCCCAUCAUAAUCCAACAUAUUACGGUAUCGAAGGUGAUUCAGGAGAUGCUGGUGUUAGUAAACAUUUAAGUGAAUUAAUUGAUACUACGUUGGAUAAUUUGGAAGAGUCACAAUGUAUCGUUCUUCAUAAGGAUGAUAUCGAACCAACCCCAUUCUUGAGUGUUGCAUCUUACUACUAUCUUUCUCACAAGACUAUAAGAAUGUUACUAAAGCAAAUUCAUAACAAGGCAACAUUCAAAGAUGCGUUGAAAUGGCUCUCCUUAGCGGUAGAGUAUGAUGAAUUAUCUACAAGAGGUGGAGAAACAAUAAUGAACGAAGAGUUAUCAUCUCAAUCACGAUAUUCUGCUGAAAGUACAUUCAAUGGAGAUGAGGAAUUGCCUAUGUGGGAUCCUCAUGUGAAGGCAUUUUUACUAUUACAAGCUCAUUUAAGUCGCGUGGACCUUCCUAUUGCCGAUUAUAUUCAAGAUACCGUCUCUGUUCUAGAACAAGCUCUGCGUAUCUUGCAAGCAUAUAUCGAUGUUGCCAGUGAAUUAGGCUACUUGGAUACUGUUUUGACUUUGGUUAAAUUAAUGCAAUGUGUUAAACAAGGAUAUUGGUAUGAGGAUGACCCAAUUGGGUUAUUGCCUGGUUGUAAUUUGAACAGAAUUGAUGAUAUUAAAUUUAGCGAACAAGGUUAUCCCUUAACUGCUAGGAAGGGCUCAUUGACAUUAAACGAUAUUGGAUCAUAUAGUUUUGGUAAGUUACAAAACCUUAUUACCAAAUUUAAUGUUAUUGAGGAAGAUAGAAAACAGUUUUUGUAUGUUUGUCAAAGGCUACCUAUUUUGACAGAUAUACAUUUUGCAGAACAGAAAGAUGACGAUAAAUUAACACUAAUGGCGAGACAUCUGUCGUCGAAGAAUAAUAGGGGAUUUGAGGUGUAUUGUGAUAAGUUCCCAAAAGUUCAAAAGGAAUUAUGGUUUUUAAUCGGAUAUCAAGGUACUGAAUUGCUAAUCUUGAAGAGAUGCCAACCAAGACAGAGUGGUAAAGAAGUACAUAUUACCUGUGAUUUGAUAAUACCAGAUGAAUUAUCUGGGGAAACUUUAGACUUCAUUCUGGUAAAUGACGCCUUAGAUCUCAAAUACAAUCUUAAGCAAAAGUUACGCUAA